AUGGCACCUGUGGUGAGUGCUGCACUUGGCGUGUUGGGUCCCCUGCUGGUCAAGCUCGCCGACCUGGUCGCCGGCAAGUUCGGCCGCGUGCGAGGUGUCCGCCGUGAGAUCAUGUCCCUCCAGUCCGAGUUGACCAGCAUGCAUGCCGCGCUCCAAGAAUACACGAUGCUAGACGACCCAGGCGUCCAGGUUAAGGCGUGGAUAUCGCUGCUCAGGGAGCUGGCCUAUGAUACCGAGGAUUGCAUUGACAAGUUCAUCCGCCGUGUCAGCAAUCGUGGGCGUCGCGGCGGCUUCAAGAAGCUCUUCCAUGACACCACUCGCUUCCUUAAGAUGCUAGAUUCUCGCUGUGGGAUCGCCAAGCAGAUCCACAAGCUGAAGGCUCGCAUCAAGCAUGUGAAAGAGCUCAAGGAUAGUUACAAGUUGAGUGAGACUUCUUGUAGCAAGACUGGGCAUGAGUCCGUGGAUCCUCGGUUGUGUGCUCUCUUUGCUGAGGAAGCACACCUUGUGGGUGUGGAGGGUCCAAGAGAUGAUCUUGUCAAGUGGAUGUUGAAGGAAGAAAAUAGCUCGACCAGGCAACCUAGAGUAUUGUCUAUCGUUGGAUUUGGUGGAUUGGGAAAGACAACAUUAGCAAAUGAGGUCUAUCGCAAGGUUCAAAGGCAUUUCGAUUGUUGGGCUUUUGUUUCAGUCUCGCAGAAGCCAAUUAUAAGAAAAAUAAUCAAGGAUGUAAUCUACAAAGUGCCUUUUCCUGAUGGAUUCACAAAAGAUAUUGAAAUUUGGGACGAAACGGCAGCCAUUUCCAAGCUAAGAGAAUUGCUACAAGAUAAAAGGUAUAUCGUCAUAAUUGAUGAUAUAUGGUGCACACAAGCAUGGAACACUAUCAAGUGUGCUUUCCCGGAGAAUAACCGUUCUAGCAGAAUUAUAACCACUACACGCAUUAUGGAUGUGGCAAGGUCAUGUUGUCCUUGUGGUGAUGACCAUGUGUAUGAAAUGGCAGCCCUAAGUGAUCUUCACUCCAAAAGUUUGUUUCUCAAAAGAAUUUUUGGCUCUGAGGACAACUGCCCUGAUAUGCUGAAAGAGGUUUCCAAUAAAAUCCUAAAGAAAUGUGGAGGCCUACCAUUGGCAAUUAUUAGUAUAUCCAGUUUGUUAGCAAAUAGUCCAGCUGUCAAGGAGGAGUGGGAGAAGAUUAAAAGAUCAAUUGGUUCUGCACUGGAAAAAGAUCGAAGUCUAGAGGGAAUGAGUAACAUACUAUCCCUUAGCUACAAUUAUCUUCCACCUGAUCUCAAGACUUGUUUACUGUAUUUAAGUGUAUUCCCUGAGGAUCGUGUGAUUGAUCGAAAGAGGUUAGUGAGGCGGUGGAUAGCGGAAGGAUUUAUCUCUGAAGAGCGUGGACAAAGCCGGCAAGAAGUCGCUGAGAGAUAUUUCUAUGAGCUUAUCAACAAAAGCAUGGUCCAGCCAGAGGACAUUUCCUAUGAUGGCAAGGCUCGUGCUUGCCGAGUCCACGACAUGAUGCUCGAAAUUAUUAUUUCAAAAUCAAACGAAAAUAAUUUCGUCAUUGUUGUAGGUGGCGGCGAAACGAGUUUUGCAAAUCAUCAGGGUUUUAUUCGGCGCCUAUCAGUCCAGCACCUUGAUCAUGAGCUUGCACAUUUACUCGCACAAGAAGAUCUUAGCCAUGUUCGAUCGCUAACAGUAACAUCAUCAACUUGCAUCAAACACUUGCCUAGUCUUGCUAAAUUUGAAGUUCCACGUGUACUAGAUUUUCAAGGUUGUCGGGGUUUGGAAGAAUAUGAUAUGAAUGGUAUUGGCAAAUUAUUCCAACUAAAGUACCUCAACUUCAGAGGCACGAGUAUAUCAAAGCUGCCAUCAGAGAUCAUGAUGCUACAUGACCUAGAGACCCUAGAUUUUGGAUAUACACAAGUGGGGGAGUUUCCAACUGGAUUCGUUCAGCUGACCAAACUACAACACCUAAUUGCUGGAGGUUGGACAACUAUGCGAAACAAGGUAGGGAAUAUGAGGAACUUACGGGAGAUAUCAGGCUUUAGUAUUACCCGGAGUCCAGCAGAUGCGGUGGAGGAUCUUGGAAACCUUCCAAGUUUGGUGGAAAUUGCUGUACAUCUCGAUGAUGGAGGAUCUGACGAGUUCAGGAGGCAUGCAGAAAUGUUACAUUCCUCACUGUGCAAGCUUGGUAGCUGCAAGCUCAGGUCUUUAUGGAUAAGUAGGUAUUGUGGUUCCCUCGAGUUCUUAGAAUCUUGGAACCCUCUGCCAUAUUCCCUUCAAGAAUUUUAUAUGUUCAGUGACUACUAUUUCACGGAAGUUCCGAAGUGGAUUGCUCCAGCACUCACCAGCCUUUCUUACCUAGAUAUCAAUUUGGCUGAAUUAACAGAGGAGGGCCUGCACACUCUUGGGGAGCUCCCGGCCUUACUUUGCCUAAAACUAUGCUGGAAAACAAAUCCAGAAGAAAGGCUUACAGUCCAGGGCACUGGAUUCCCAAGUCUAAUAAAGUUGGUGCUAUCUGAUCGGGCAUACAUUACAUUCGUGAAAGGGGCUAUGCCAAAGCUUCAGAACCUUAAGCUAUCAUUUGCUGUGUCAGUAGCAAAAGGUUAUGGCUUCUAUUUAGGCAUUGAGCAUCUCACAUGUCUCAAAAAAGUAAGGGUACUGUUUGUAACCAAAGGUUCAGAAAGCAAGGUUGCAGCUGCUGCAAUCUCUAAGGAAGCAGGUGCCCAUACCAACCGUCCUAUAGUUACCAUCAAUGGAAGACCAUAUGAAGAGGCUGCUAACAACGAGGAGAAGAACAAGGUGAAUGGCGACACUCCGAUUCAAGGGAAUUAA
Messenger RNA from Triticum aestivum (bread wheat), 2826 nucleotides. RefSeq names its product disease resistance protein RGA5-like. NCBI's taxonomy places the organism in Eukaryota, Viridiplantae, Streptophyta, Magnoliopsida, Poales, Poaceae. The transcript is spliced from 2 exons. Gene Ontology annotation, molecular function: ADP binding. The record is from RefSeq and is a predicted model, not a curated record. Gene Ontology annotation, biological process: defense response to other organism. The coding region runs from base 1 to 2826 and encodes 941 amino acids.